Molecule: messenger RNA, 1158 nt
Organism: Fibroporia radiculosa
Lineage: Eukaryota; Fungi; Basidiomycota; Agaricomycetes; Polyporales; Fibroporiaceae
Exons: 3
Coding region: 1-1158 (385 amino acids)
Biological process (GO): maturation of SSU-rRNA from tricistronic rRNA transcript (SSU-rRNA, 5.8S rRNA, LSU-rRNA)
Cellular component (GO): nucleolus; small-subunit processome
Source: RefSeq, a predicted model, not a curated record
AUGUCGUCUACAGCCGAACUAUCAGCAAUAGCCGUCCAAACCCCUACUGUGGACGAUGUCGCCGAGGAGGAAUUUUGCAAGGUUGUGGAUGAUAUGCGGCAGGGCAUAGCGUCCGUGCGUGAAGUAGUUCGCUCGCUCCGAGAAAAACAAGACACAUCCGAGCUCGAUAUGAAAGAUGGCAUCUCGUUGCUCUCGCUAAAGCAUCAUUUGAUGCUUUCGUACCUGCAGUCCUUGACCCUCAUCUCCUCUCGCCGAGCUGUAGGAGAUUCGUUGGCGGAGCGAAGUCCCCCCACUUCAUCCUUUGGUGCGCAGGAACGUGGUUUACGUGGCUCCGGAGCCGGUGACAGAGUAGACGCCAUGGUGGAGGCUCGGGUUGUGCUCGAAAAGAUAAAAGUAUUGGAAGGAAGGAUGAAGUAUCAAAUCGACAAACUUGUUCGUGUCGCUGAAGAAGCUCCGUCUGCAGCGCAGAACGUUGUUGAUGAUCCUCUGGCCUUCCGCCCCAAUCCCCAAGCUCUCAUGAAUCAAGGAUCAGGCUCCGAAGACGAAGAGGACGAUCGAGCUUCGCCAGAACGCGACGGGAUCUACCGGCCACCCAAACUCGCUCCAGUGCCUUACACUGAGUCGCGCAGAGAGAAAGACAGAUCGCGCCGUGCCCCUGUCCCAAGCGCGCUUUCUACCCUUCUGCACCUUGACCCAUCAAAGCCAUACAUGGAAUCGACGUCUGGGCUUGGUUCAACUCCCGGUCUUAUGUCCCAGCGAGCGCGCGACUUACAGCGCAUGACCGAGUUCGAGGAGGAGAACAUGACUCGACUGGUGAUGAAAAAACGAGAUGCAAGACGCAGGAAGCAAGACGAGGCGGACCUCGCUUUAGGUGGAACUGGAGCCGCAUCCGGCAGGCGUGGGCGCGGUGGUGGGUUCGAGGAUGAGUUUGGUGACAUUCUCAAGUCUGUGGGACGCGGUCGUAACGGCGCUGCCGGUGAUGGGUAUGAGGAGUUGAGGCAAAAAGGACGUAGGCAGAAUGCUCUGACGCGCUCCCGAGCGAGGAGUGCUGAUGAUGGACUGGACGAUCUUGAUGAUGGGCCCAAGCCUAGGAAGCGCAGUAGAUUUGACAAAGAAGUCAAAGCGGCUAAAAAGCGAGUGUCGACGAAGCGUCGAUAG